AUGACGGCACUCUCACCACGUCUGUUCCUCGCGUUUGACGACUUUUCCCGCGCAGGCAAACAUGUUCUGCGCUUCACCAAGUUCAAUCACACUGAAGCUCUUCCUAUGCCUCAAAAUAUCUUGGAAACUGUAUUCCCUCUUGACCUCUGUCAAUUUAUACAAAUUUAUCAAUAUCCGGAUCAACAAGUUGCAAUUAUUACAGUUCAUACAGCGGACUUAGAAGCCACAGAGCUAUGGAAACUGGCUGAUGCACUGGUCUCUGCUAUGAGUCAAGCAAAUGUCGAGACACUUACAAUCUUGACGGCUUUACACUUGCCAUACGUCAAAAAUGACGACCUGGACGUGUUCUAUAGAGGAUUCAAUAUUAAAAUGGAUAAAGAUGUUGAUAUUGCGGCUCUAUCAGAAGCUGAUCCAAUGUGGGAGAUCAAGGACCCAUGGCUCAUUGCAUUCCUGCAUUUGAUCAAGAUUGAGCAAUGGCCAUGUACCCAUUUGCUCGUUGCUAAGGGAUAUAAACCUGGUCGAGAUUUAAGUGGGAUGUACGAAGCAAUGGACAAGUUGAGUCGAGCUUUGCAGCUUUUUACAAGGGAAAAGAUGAUGGUGGAUAUGCAACACAUGCAUCGAGAGUUACCAAAAUUACUGGCAAUGGAGAAAAAGAUGACGACGGACGAAGGUCUGACGCUGCUGUACCAUUAA
This is a messenger RNA of Peronospora farinosa, 693 nucleotides long. The record is from the annotation of a GenBank genome assembly. Lineage: Eukaryota; Oomycota; Peronosporomycetes; Peronosporales; Peronosporaceae.